Messenger RNA from Nipponia nippon (crested ibis), 975 nucleotides. The record is from RefSeq and is a predicted model, not a curated record. NCBI's taxonomy places the organism in Eukaryota, Metazoa, Chordata, Aves, Pelecaniformes, Threskiornithidae.
AUGUCUGAAGGCACUUACUGCAUUAGACUAACAGUUUCACACCCCAGAGGUGGCAAACAAUGGCUGAGGAUAAAAAAAACGUUUGUUGAUGAGAUAGAUAAAGCGUUGGCGAAGUCUGAAGGGCUUACCUUGAAGGAUAUGCUCUUCUCCUACCGGGGGACCCCGUAUCCCGUCACAGUGUGCAGUGUGGAAACGUUCCAAGCCCUGGAGAACCUGGAAGCCAGAAGAGAUGAUAUGGUGCUGGUGUCCUACCCCAAAUGCGGUGUGAACUGGCUUAUCCAGAUUUUAAGUGAUUUGAUAUUUACAGCUACCCAGAGUAAACCUGUAAGCACAGAACUACCGUUUAUUGAAUGUGGAGCUCCAGAUAAAUAUCAGAGGAUGAAGCAGAUUCCAUCUCCAAGGAUUUUGGCAACACAUCUGAAUUAUGAUUGCCUCCCCAAGUCUAUUUUCAAGAGCAAAGCCAAGAUACUAGUGCUGUUUCGAAACCCUAAAGAUACAGCUGUUUCAUUUUUCCAUUUCCACAACAAUGUGCCAAGCGUCCCCAGUUACAGCUCCUGGGAUGAGUUCUUCUCAGAGUUCAUGAAUGGGAAAGUCAGCUGGGGGUCCUAUUUUGAUCACGCAGUGACCUGGAACAAACACAUUGAUGAUGAGAAUACUAUGAUCAUAAUAUAUGAAGACCUGAAAGAGAACCUGACUGCCAGUGUAAAGCACAUAGCUGAAUUCUUUGGAUUCUCCCCAACAGCAGAGCAGAUCCAGUCCAUUGCAGACAGGGCCACUUUCCAGGCAGUGAAGCAUAAGGCGCAGGAGACUCAUGGCGCUGUUGGCUCAUUUCUUUUCUGCAAAGGUGUUGUUGGAGACUGGAAAAGUCUUUUCACUGAAGCACAGAACCAGGAAAUGGAUGCCAAAUUCAAAGUGUGCUUAGAAGGAACUAAGCUGGGGGCGAAGUUAAAAUAUGAUGUGUACUGCAAGGCCUGA